Molecule: messenger RNA, 840 nt
Organism: Carassius carassius (crucian carp)
Lineage: Eukaryota; Metazoa; Chordata; Actinopteri; Cypriniformes; Cyprinidae
Product: rho-related GTP-binding protein RhoU-like
Exons: 2
Coding region: 57-548 (163 amino acids)
Biological process (GO): small GTPase-mediated signal transduction
Molecular function (GO): GTP binding; GTPase activity
Source: RefSeq, a predicted model, not a curated record
CUAUUUCAGCUAGGGUUGUGGUGGAUAGAAGACCAGUUCAACUUCAACUGUGUGACAUGGCAGGACAUGACAAGUUUGAGCGCCUCCGUCCACUCUGUUACCGUGAAGCUGAAGUCUUCCUGCUGUGCUACAGCAUGGUCCUUCCAUCCUCCUUCAGGAGCGUAAUGGGCCACUGGGCCCCCGAGGUCCAUCGCCUCUGUCCAGGCGUUCCCAUCAUCCUUGUGGGCACCCAGAGCGACCUGCGGGAGGACGUCCAGGUGCUGAUCCGACUCGCAGACAGCCAGGAGAACCCUAUGAGUGGAGACGACACCCGCCUGUGCGCCCGGAGCAUCAGUGCUGUGACGUUUGCUGAGUGCUCAGCGCUGACACCGAAGAACCUGAAGGAAGUGUUCGACAGCGCCAUCUUGGCCAGCAUGCAGCACGCGGAGGAAGCGGCGGUGUGGCAGAGGAUGCAUACGCUAAGAGAUAAAACCCCAGAUAAAAUCAAGCAGCUCUCAGAAACAUGGUGGAGGAAACUGAGCUGCGUCCAGAGCUUUGACCUUCAGUGACGGAGAACACUGGUGGGUCUGAGUUGCCUUGCGCUCACAAAAUAAACAAACCCUCUUAAAGUCAAGUCCAGAUGAAAUGGGAUUUACAGACACAUUUUACUGUGAUGCAUUUCCAAAUUAAAAAGCAUAUUCAGCAUGCAAUAAUGUAGGACAGGAUGUGAAUUUACUGUGAAAAGCACAAUAAUGAAAACAUGCAUUAUGAAAGUAAAUAGGGUCCAUUUUGAUUCAUGUUUACUUCUAGACAUUUUAGAUGUGACAAAAUUAUAAUUUUUAUUAAAAGGUUUUGUAAAAA